AUGUUUCGUACACAGACGAACCCGAUGGAUGACGCCGUCGUCAAGGCGACAGACGAAAACCUCACGAGCGAGAACUGGGAGCUCAUCUUGGACGUCUGCGAUCGCGUCAGCGGAAACUCAUCCGGACCUCAGCAAGCAAUCACCUCACUCAUCAAACGAUUAGCCCACCGAAAUGCGAAUGUUCAGCUGUAUACACUUGAGCUAGCAAAUGCGCUCUCGCAAAAUUGCGAUGUUGCGCUACAUCGCGAACUCGCUUCAAAGGCGUUCACCGAUGCGCUGCUGCGACUCGCAGACGAUCGCAAUACGCACGGUCAGGUCAAACAGAAGGUGAUGGAAAGGAUGAGCACGUGGACAGAGCAAUUUCGAAAUCAACCCGAACUGGGCAUCAUGGAGCAGGCCUACCACAAAUUACGACAGCGACAGCCAAGCUUGAUGCCUCCGAGUAAACCGGUCAAGAAAGAGAUAAGCAGCGAGGAUCGCAAAAAGGAGGACGAAGAGCUACAGAUGGCGUUGGCUUUAAGCAUCAAAGACAAAGGAGCCGCUUCGGCUGGCGAAGGACAAUCGAGUGGCGGCCAGGCCCAACAGUCGUCUGGGGCUCCGGUCGAACCUCAGGUGAGCACACAGCAGGGAACCACGGCUGCCACUGUAAGCCGAGUACGAGCGCUGUACGAUUUCACGCCCUCCGAAGCUGGAGAAUUGGCUUUUCGGAAGAAUGAUAUCAUUGCGGUUUUGGAGUCCGUAUACAAGGAUUGGUGGAAAGGUAGCCUCCGGGGACAGACUGGGAUUUUCCCGUUGAAUUAUGUGGAAAAGAUACAGGACCCAACCAAAGAGGAGUUGGAGCGAGAUGCCAACAUGGAGGCCGAAGUUUUUGGUGAGAUCAAGAACGUUGAGAGACUACUGGCUAUGCUCAGUGUCGGAGGAGAGUCUGGUGGCCGUCGAGGAGAACGCGAGGAGGAGGAAAUCAGCGAGUUGUAUCAACGGACUCUGAGUAUCAGACCAAAGCUGAUCGAACUGAUUGCAAGGUACUCGCAGAAGAAAGACGACUUCACGCAACUGAACGAGAAGUUUAUCAAAGCGAGGCGAGAUUACGAAGCGCUUUUGGAAUCAUCUAUGUCGCAACCGCAAUACCAGCAAUACCCCUACCAGCAGCAACGACAGUCCAUGUAUGGUGCACCAACCAACCAAGCGCUUCCACAUGGAGCUCCCCAACAAGCGCCUAGUCAAGCCUAUCAAUCGCACGCGCCACCUGCACAACAAUACCCGCCGCAAGCAUCAGGCCAUCCACAAGGCUAUCCAGUGCAGCAGCCGUUCCAACAGCAAAACCACCAGCACUUGCCGGCCCAGCAAGAACCGCAAAGAUUCUACUCUCCAGCUCCGACCGAAGCACCAAUCCCACAACAAUCAUACACACGACCCUACGCAACAUCCGAAAGCCAACAACCACAAGGUUCUGCACUUCCAGGCGUGGCCCCUUUUCACUUCAUACCCGGAGGUCUACAGGCAGCGCCACCUCCAUCAGCUGCAGAUGUGCGAAGACAGCCAAGCCCACAGCAAGCGCCGGCAAGUUUGCACAAUGGCGGCCCCUACAAUGCCCCUCAGGGCUUUCAGGGACAAGGUCGACCGAACAGCAUUCAUACUCUGAACAGUGGCAAUCCCUCCGAACUCGCGACACCCGGACUUGAAUCACCAGCCGAUCACCGCAACUCGUAUCCACCGUCUCAAGGGGGACAGCAGCCGCCGCAACACCACCAACAGCAGCAGCAGCAAGUAGCCGGCCAGGCGCCAGCGUACGAUCCCACUAUAGUGCCCGCACCUCUGUCUGUGCCUGCACAACCCCAACAUGCGCCUCCACAGAUCCCAUUCAGUGAUCGAGACGGUCUGCCGAGCCGGCAACGAGUGCCCAGUGGCGAAGCUUCAUCAAACGCAUAUGUAUAUGAGCAGCCGUCCGGAAAUGCUACCGGAGCAGACCAAGCACCACCACCGCAGAUAGCUGACAGCAACGCUCCGGCACAGACGUCGGCGCACGCACCGCCUGCUGCCGGGCCGAUCUACCAGGCCUACAAUCCCGGCCAAGGCUAUGCGCCGCAGAGUCAGCCCCAGCAGGGCCCACCUCCCAGCAAUGACCCUGGAGAUUAUUACCGUUGA
Dissoconium aciculare CBS 342.82 is the source of this 2145-nucleotide messenger RNA. RefSeq lists its product as uncharacterized. Lineage: Eukaryota; Fungi; Ascomycota; Dothideomycetes; Mycosphaerellales; Dissoconiaceae. The coding region runs from base 1 to 2145 and encodes 714 amino acids. Gene Ontology annotation, molecular function: ubiquitin binding; phosphatidylinositol binding. The record is from RefSeq and is a predicted model, not a curated record. Gene Ontology annotation, cellular component: ESCRT-0 complex. The transcript has 3 exons. Gene Ontology annotation, biological process: protein transport to vacuole involved in ubiquitin-dependent protein catabolic process via the multivesicular body sorting pathway.